Pyrus x bretschneideri (Chinese white pear) is the source of this 2112-nucleotide messenger RNA. RefSeq names its product phosphoinositide phosphatase SAC8. NCBI's taxonomy places the organism in Eukaryota, Viridiplantae, Streptophyta, Magnoliopsida, Rosales, Rosaceae. Gene Ontology annotation, molecular function: phosphatidylinositol-4-phosphate phosphatase activity. Gene Ontology annotation, cellular component: endoplasmic reticulum. The transcript has 20 exons. The coding region runs from base 170 to 1939 and encodes 589 amino acids. Gene Ontology annotation, biological process: phosphatidylinositol dephosphorylation. The record is from RefSeq and is a predicted model, not a curated record.
GCAAUAAUUAGAAUAAUCACGAAUUAUUAGGGGUGAUAACGUCAUUUUAUGUCUUCGACACCGGUCAUCGGCUGAAAGCCUGAAAACAUAGGGAGGAGUCGUUGGGAACUUAAAGAUAUUUUCCAAAUUGAUAAACCAUCAUUUUCUUCUCCGAUCAAACACGGCGGAAAUGGACGGCGGUGGAUCUUGCUCCGGCGGCAAUUUCAAGCUCUACGAGGAGCUGGAAUUGCAUGAGUUUCAGGACCAGUUCGUGAUCAAAUCCGUCGCGGCUCCGGAUCGAGGAUUCUCCAUCGACCACCGCGACGGCAUUAUUGAGCCGCUCAACGGCGAUUCUUCUUCUUCUUCUGUAAGUCCUUCGAAAACCUCGACGAUAUACGGAGUGGCGGGAACGAUCAGAUUGCUUGCAGGAAAUUAUGUACUUGUAAUAACUUCGCGGACGGAAGUCGGGAAUUAUCUCGGCUUCCCUGUUUACAGAGUAAACUCGAUGAGGUUUCUGUCCUGCAAUGAGGGUUUGAAGAAUUCAACUGCUCAGGAGAAAAAAGAUGAGGCUUACUUCAUGGCUCUGUUGAAAACAGUCCAAUCAACUCCAGGGUUGUACUUCUCGUAUGAGACUGAUAUAACACUCAACUUUCAAAGAAGAUGUAAGUUAGUUGAAGGAUGGAUGGCCAAACCAAUAUGGAAGCAGGCUGACCCUCGAUUUGUUUGGAACAGAAAUCUUUUGGACGAACUGAUUGAGUAUAAGCUUGAUGGGUUCAUUAUUCCUCUACUACAAGGAAGCUUCCAGACUGCACAGCUAAAGCUGAAAGGCUCACCUUCCACACUGACGAUAGUCUCAAGGAGGUGUACCAGACGUCUAGGGACAAGAAUGUGGAGAAGAGGAGCGAACCUUGAUGGAGAUGUAGCUAAUUUUAUUGAAACUGAGCAAUUGGUGGAGAUUGAAGGUUUCCAGUCCGCAUUAUUGCAGAUUCGAGGUUCAAUUCCGCUUCUUUGGGAGCAAAUUGUUGACUUGAGCUAUAAACCACGACUUAGAAUUAUUGAUCAUGAGCAGACGUCAAAUGUUGUGGAGCGCCAUUUUUUUGAUCUUUCCCAAAGAUAUGGAGAGACAAUGGCAGUAGACCUAACUGAUAAACAUGGUGAUGAAGGUCAACUAAGCACGGCAUUUUCUGCUGAAAUGAAAAAUCUACCAAACGUGAGAUACGUUUCAUUUGACUUUCAUCAUGUAUGUGGUAACUCAAACUUUGAAAACGUAAAGUUUCUGUAUGAGCAGAUCUCAGAGCAAUUUGAGAAGCAAGGAUACUUCCUCGUAGAUGCGAAAGGCAACAUACUGGAGGAGCAGAAAGGAAUUGUCAGAACAAACUGCAUUGAUUGCCUUGAUAGAACAAAUGUUACACAGAGUUACUUGGCCCAGAAGUCUCUAGAUGCACAGUUGCAAAGAACUGGAGUGCUGGAUUCUUCUGAAAGCAUUUCCAUGUUUGCUGAAGAUUAUCAAACAUUUAGAGCAUUGUGGGCUGAGCAAGGCGACGAGAUAAGCCUUGAGUAUGCUGGCACUUAUGCCCUGAAAGGGGACCUGGUUAGAUAUGGGAAGCAGACAUUUGGAGGAAUAAUCAAAGAUGGGAUGAGUGCUCUUUCAAGAUAUUAUUUGAAUAACUUUCAGGAUGGCAUUCGGCAGGAUGCUAUGGAUCUUAUCAGUGGCCACUAUACAGUUAGAAGGGAUACUUCACCAUUCCGGGCUGAAUCUUUUUCUUUUCUACCGGUGGCAUCAGCUUUGCUAAUUGGAGGGUUGACACUGACAUCCGUCACACUUCAGCAAGCUGGUCGAAAUGCCCAGCAAUAUAUGUCUUCUGUUCUUUUGGCUGGAGUGACUGCUGGAGUAGCGGCAGUGGUAAAAGCUAACGGAAGGCAAUUCUGUUCGAGACCUCGCUUGUGCAGACUUGUAUAACAUUGUUCUGAACUCGUUCAAACGGUUGUUUUCGAAAACUCUGCAAAAUGUAUUACCAUGACGUUACUGUUGUUGCAAGCCUUGUAAGUUAUGAGAUAAGAUAAUUUUUACAAGCGAUUUAUGGUUAAAAUGGUAUAUGUGGUAUGAUAAAUUUUGUGUUUACAGAGGAUCAA